Drosophila virilis is the source of this 911-nucleotide messenger RNA. The record is from RefSeq and is a predicted model, not a curated record. NCBI's taxonomy places the organism in Eukaryota, Metazoa, Arthropoda, Insecta, Diptera, Drosophilidae.
AGUAGAAGUUUAAAGUAUCAAGUUUUCCGUUUUCAUAUAAAUUAUAUCGUUUAGGGCUCAUUUCCCAAAAAUUUAUAAAUUUAGGGUGGACUUUGCCGAAACAACAGUUUUCUGAUAAGCCGAGCUUUAUAAAUAGCCCCGAGUCCGGCUAGCUGGGUUGUCUUGUGGAUGCAGAGCAGAGCACAGAUAAUGGAUGCGUAUUUAUUUGUCGGGCUGCUUUUAGCGUUCGUCUGGUCGAGCAGUGCUCAAUCUCUGCGCACCAAGGAGCAUUGCGAAGGUCCGUCAAUUCCCCUUAAUCUAACUGCUGUAUCGGGUUAUUGGUACGAGUUUUCGCGCUUGCCAAAAGGGAUGGAUAUUAAAUGCUUGAGUGUCCUGGUGCCACCAACUGCGGACACUGAACUGAAACUGAUAUUGAAAUACAAAAUUACCGAAGAUGGUAAAGAUCGUGCUAUUAAGGAGACGGUUUCUUUUCCCUGGGAUGAGGCAACGAAAAACAGCAUUUUCGUGAUGAAAUAUGGAAGCGCAUCAGUCACCUUUAAAGUGUUGGCUCUGUUCCCCACAGAAGUGGUAUUUAUUUGCUCCUCCCAGCCAGCCAUUAAGAUCUUGACACGUGACAACGAUCCCAAACAAGCUGAUUUAAAUGAAUUUAAAACCAACUUUGCUUCGAUGCUCGGCAAUGUUGAAAUGUUUUAUCCAGAUAUGACUCCGAAACUUUGCAAUGCUGCAGUGCGUCCGUCCACAGAAACUGCUGCAAUACUCGCCAUAUUGACUCUCCUGUCGUAUCUGUUUCAAAGGAAUUGUUGUUUAUUGUCUAUUAUAUAUUUUUACUUUUAUACCGAUUAAGAAGGUCAGCCCAUUUAUAUAAAUAAUGCCGAAAAAAAAUUUAUACGCAAAAUAAAAUAUUAACACUA